AUGGAGAGUAAUACAAAACUCGUAACAGGAAAAUUUACUAGAGAUUUUUCUAACGCAGAUUCUUGCAAAAAAUGGGAAGAGCUCAAAAAUAUAUUAAAUGCAGUGGGUUCUGGUCCAAAUGACCGCGGAGUUAAGGAGUGGAAAAAAACUUGGCUCGAGUUGAAAGCCUAUGCUAAAGAGAAAAAGGCUUCCACUCAAAGAUACAACAAGGGCACUGGAGGUGGACCAAAAGGCAAAUCGUUAACGGAAAUGGAAGAACGGAUUAUUUCUUUAAUUGGUGAUGUUGUAUGUACUGGUAUACCUGGUAUACGAGAAAUGGGCGGUGAAUGUUCUUCAGUCACCAUUGCAGAAGAAGAACAACAAAUAAAUGAAACCACUGUAGACGAUUUACAAGAAGGGACCAACACAAAAACAAAGAACAAGCGCAAAAAUGAAGUCGACGAUAAUGGUGUAAAUGAGUUGAUAAUUGCUGAGAAAAGGAAAGCGGCUGCUUUAGAAAGAAUAGCAAUAUCAUUCGAGAAAUUAGCCAAUUAUUUUACUUCAAAAUAA
This is a messenger RNA of Adelges cooleyi (spruce gall adelgid), 549 nucleotides long. RefSeq lists its product as uncharacterized. NCBI's taxonomy places the organism in Eukaryota, Metazoa, Arthropoda, Insecta, Hemiptera, Adelgidae. The transcript is spliced from 4 exons. The record is from RefSeq and is a predicted model, not a curated record. Bases 1 to 549 code for a protein of 182 amino acids. Gene Ontology annotation, cellular component: nucleus.